This is a messenger RNA of Abrus precatorius (Indian licorice), 1227 nucleotides long. RefSeq names its product GDSL esterase/lipase At1g29670-like. The transcript has 5 exons. NCBI's taxonomy places the organism in Eukaryota, Viridiplantae, Streptophyta, Magnoliopsida, Fabales, Fabaceae. Bases 28 to 1161 code for a protein of 377 amino acids. The record is from RefSeq and is a predicted model, not a curated record. Gene Ontology annotation, molecular function: hydrolase activity, acting on ester bonds.
UUGCCUCAUUAGUUUCUCUGCUUAGAGAUGGGUUGGGAAACAAAGGCAUGGUUGGUUAUGCCACUUCUUUUCUUGGCUACAAACUACAUGCAACAUUGCGUCUAUGGGGAAUCCCAAGUGCCCUGCCUUUUUAUCUUUGGUGACUCUCUCUGUGACAGUGGAAACAACAACCACCUUCAAACAUCUUCAAAAGCUAAUUACAAACCAUAUGGCAUUGACUUUCCAAAUGGACCCACUGGAAGAUUUAACAAUGGCCGAACAGUAAUUGACAUAAUUACUCAACUGCUAGGAUUUGAGAAUUUCAUUCCACCCUUUGCAAACACUAGUGGUUCAGACGUACUUAAAGGUGUGAACUAUGCAUCUGCUGGAGCUGGAAUUCGUGUUGAAACCGGUUCACAUACGGGUACUAUUAUCAGCUUUGGAUCACAGUUAACAAAUCACGGAGUCAUAGUUUCUCAAAUUGCUACAAAACUUGGAAGUCCUGAAAAGGCUCGACAAUACCUUAACAAGUGCUUGUAUUAUUUGGACAUAGGCAGCAAUGAUUACAUAAACAAUUACUUCCUUCCCCUUUUCUACCCAACAAGCCAAAUUUAUAGCCCUGAGGAGUAUGCAGAAGCUUUGAUUGAAGAGUUAUCUCUUGAUCUAAUGGCUCUACGUGAUCUUGGAGCAAGAAAGUUUGUUUUGGUUGGGAUGGGCCUUUUAGGCUGCACAGUAAAUGCCAUCAUUACCCAUGGAACAAAUGGAUCGUGUGUUCAAGAAGAGAAUGCUGCUGCAUUCAUUUUUAAUAGCAAGCUCAAGUCUCUAGUGGAUUUUUAUAAUAACAAGUUCUCUUCUAAUUCCAAAUUCAUCUUUAUAAACAGUACAUCUGAGGCAGAUAGCUAUUCACGUGGUUUUAUUUCGGAUGCUGCUUGUUGCUUAUCGGGGUCAUCUGGGGGGUGUAUUCCUGAUCAAAGGCCAUGCAAUAAUAGGAAUGAGUAUGUGUUUUGGGAUGAAUUCCAUCCCACAGAGGCUUGGAACAAGCUCAUUGCAACAAUAUCUUAUAAUUCUACCUCUAAUCCAGCUUUCACGUAUCCAAUGGAUAUCAUGCACCUUGUUGAACAAGAAAUUAAAAUGGAAUUGUUGAUAAAUGAGCCCACAUCACAGCUUAGUGCCCCUGAAUAAGUUCAGGUUAUCAUGUAGUCGUUGAUAUGGAGCUGAAUAAGUUACGAGUUGAAUACAUAUUAAGUA